Symbiodinium pilosum is the source of this 1020-nucleotide messenger RNA. The record is from the annotation of a GenBank genome assembly. NCBI's taxonomy places the organism in Eukaryota, Dinophyceae, Suessiales, Symbiodiniaceae.
AUGGCUGCAAAUGCCGGAGGAAGGCCUGCGCCCCACCCAGUGAGGGUGGCACCAGCUCCUGUCAGUGGUCGCCAGCAGGCAGCUGUGCCCUCCCAGAGUGGUUCCAGCACACCGGGAACAACUGCGUCCACCUCCGGGCGAGCUGGCUCCACGGGUCGCGUCCAAGUAGCCUCCAGAAGCUCUCUCGAGGCACGCCAGUGGCACCGCCCCGUGGUUUUUCCUUCGGGCAAGGCCGUGGUUUCACCUGGCUCACCAACGUUGCCUCGCCAAGAACUGAAUGCUCCAUCCUCGUGGCAAAGCCCCGUGGCUGCAGGAUCUGUUCCUCAUCAACCCCAGGGCCGCGAGGACAGCUUAAUACAACCCGUUCGACGUGCCCGAUCUGCUGGGCGAUCUACAGGCCCCUCUGCGGAUGCCAACAAGGCCUCCAUGGCUCGACGGGAUUCUCCAGUACGGGCUUCCUCCCCACACGAUCCAGGUUCGAAACCGCGGCGAGCAUCUCCGCAACGGAAGAAAGGUGUUGGACGAGAGGCAAGUCGAUCACCAGAACCUCCUCGCGCUAGGCCUCCAGCGGCUUCUGCGCAGGUGUCUGCACCUGCAGAAAAGACAGGAAGUGCAGGUUCACCGCCUGCAGCGACGUCCAUGGAUUCGGGCCAAGCAGCUCCGUCUUUUGUAAAAUCACUGGCACGCCUGGCCCUGGUACUUGAAUCCAGCGGACACUCUGGAACCGGGGCUGCAGCUGCAGCGGCUGCAGUGGCUGCUGCUGUCGCAAAGCAGUCAGACUGUGAAUGGAUUGGCGAUUUUCAGGACUACUUACAAGAGGGGCUGGACCGGCGACCUCUUGAGCAGGCCAUGACCACUGGUGAGGACGCCCUGCGAGCGAGGUGUGCGCGUUUGGAGCACGAGGUGAUGGAGUUGCGUUGCUGGCUAUUUUCUCAAGACACGCCUCGCGGGGGACAGCAAAGUGCGGUAAAAGCACUGUACAUGGAGCUGCCAGGCGAGCGCAGCUUGCACGGCGGCUAG